GUCACGUGGAGAUCCUCGGCGGUGCGCGCACGCGCAGUGCAGCGUCCAUUGACGGCUGCGCUUCCUGCUCUGCAGUUCAAGCCGAAAAGAUGGCAGGCGGGAAAGCCUUUCUGCUUUCCGCGGUAUGCUUGUGGAGUACAGCCGUAUUUGCAUUUGUGGAAGAACUCGAUGGCUCGUUCAAAGAUAUAAAAAACGACGAUGUUUGGUUGGUGGAUUUCUACGCACCAUGGUGCGGUUACUGUAAAAAGUUGGAGCCGGUGUGGAAUGACGUUGGGGCUGAGCUGAAGCGGUCUGGGUCGCCGGUACGAAUAGGAAAGAUGGACGCCACUGCGUUCACAGGUGUUGCUUCAGAUUUUGGAGUGAGGGGUUACCCCACAAUAAAAUUAAUAAAGGGGGAAGCAUCCUACAACUACAAGGGGCCCAGAUCCAAGGACGCCAUUAUUGAGUUUGCCAACAGGCUGGCGGGCCCAGUCCUCCGAUCCCUACCCAGCAAGCAGAUGUUUGAACAUGUCCUGAGAAGACAUGAUGUCCUAUUUGUCUACGUCGGAGGGGUGUCACCUCUCAAGGACAAGUACACAGAAAUGGCCUCAGAGCUGAUUGUGCACACCUACUUCUUCUCAGCCUUGGAGGACGUCCUGCCUGAGACAGUGACUUUGAACGAAGUACCUGCUGUUCUGGUCUUUAAAGAUGGGGGCCACUUUGUGUACGAUGAAUAUGCGGAUGGGAGCCUCUCCUCCUGGGUAUCCAGGGAGCGUUUUCUGAGUUACCUGCCCAUCGAUGGCUACACCCUCUAUGAUCUUGGAGAUACAGGAAAAUUGGUGGCAAUAGUGAUCAUUGAUGAGAAGAACCCAACUGAAGACAGCAUCAGGUUAAGGAAUCUGGUUCAAAGAGUAGCAACUGAAUACCGAGAUCAUUACAACAGGGAUGUUCAAUUUGGCCACAUGGAUGGUAGCGAGUAUAUUAACAGCCUUAUUAUGGGUGAGAUCUCGGUUCCCUCCAUCAUCAUGCUGAAUGCCACCAGUGAGCAGUACUUCCUCCCCAAGAAGCCUGUCAGCACACUGGAGGAACUGCUCCUCUUCAUCAACAGCGUGCUGGAUGGGACUGCUGAGGGACACGGGGGAGAUGGAGUGAUUCAGAGAGUAAAGAGACUAGCGUACGACGCCAAAUCCACCGUGCAGUCUGUGUUCCGUAGUUCCCCCAUCCUGGGCUGCUUCCUGUUUGGGCUUCCCGUGGCCGUCAUCAGCCUCAUGUGCUACGUCCUCUGUACUGCCUCUGCGGCCGAUGACGGCACUGAGGACCUCAAGCAGGAUGAAGAAGAUGAGGAUGAGGAGGAUGAGGAGGACGAGGGCCAGGGAAGGCCCGCGUUGCUGGACACGACAGAGGAAACCAACAAAAGCAUCAUGGACAAGAAAGUGGAUUAACUCGGGGACCCAUUUCAAUCUGAGGCUUAGUAACAUGAUACUUGAAAGUCUUUUUAUAUUAUGAUUAGAUCUACUGUCAGCCUGCCCCCUGUUGUUAUUUAGAAAAUUGAUCGAUUUCAUCUUUUUUAUCUCAUGAAAGCCCCCUCCUCCCCUUUUUUUUUUGAAACUGUAAAUAGGGGAGGGGAAUUUGUAAAAACCCAAGUUGGUUCCUGCUCAGUUUUUACAUUUUGCUGUGUGCGAAGAAACUUCGCUUGUUCGCCACUCUAGAAUCGCUUCGGAACGCCUGCAGGAUAAUUGAGCUUCCCCUGUGGUGCACCGUUCAUGAAAAGCUCAUUUAUCUGCAGAAACCUGGGGGCAUUGCUACCUAACUAGUCCUACUACACCUGGUUUUCUGAAUUAGGAGACUGCACAAGGGUCACAAUUAGAGCUGUCCUGCUUUGUUCUUGUGGUUUAUGGGCUUUGUUUUGUCAUUCUCUUUCUUUUUAUAAGCCUUAAUGAAUAGGUAUCUAUUCAAUUGCUUAAUAGCCACAUAGUUUGAAGGCAGACUGUGUUCAGAGUAGUUCUCCUGUUCAUUUUCUAGGGGUGUUUUCUCAUUUCUACACAGAAAUUAAUCUGCUGAAGUCUGUGAGAAAUCUCCAUUAAAAGGAGGCUUAACUUUAAUGUGGAAGUGUGUUUUUAAAAUGUGUAUGGAUUCGUUUUACCAGUUCAAGGCCCAUCUGCUUAAAUAGUUGUGUUUUUUUUAAGCCAUGUUGUGGAAUCUGGCUGAAUGCACAUUUAACAAAUGCACUGAGAUGCUUAUUAGAGGUAACAUGCACUGUGUGUGGAAAUGAAUCCAAACUUUACAGAGAUUUAGGUUGUUUUAUAAAAAAAAUUAAAUAAAAAAUAUUGAAGUAAAUAUUGCCUAUGUAGCGAUGAAACAGACUUGAGACUAUGAUAAGAAGCAGCUUGCUUUAGUUUCUGGGAGGUGUAGAUUUGUACUACGUUACACGUAAUGCUAAAUGUUGUACAUUCCGUUUUGUACGUUUUUAGGUUUUGAGAAACAUUGCCGUCUCUUCGUUAUGCUCCGCUCCCAUUCCGUCUCAUUCCAUUGUUACAUUCACUUUUUUUCUGCAUCGUUAACUUGUGCAGAUUCAGGUGAACAGAAUGGAAAACCAAAGAUGAGAAUUAUAUUGAUCGCUGAUGCAGAUAUGGGGAUCGAUUCACAUAGAUGUUGUUUAUUAUUAAUUUUUUUAUGGUGUUACAGAAUGUCAAAUAUACUCCACAACCAACCCAGAUUAUCUGUAUAACAAAUGCGUUACAUGAAAGAUGCCUACAAAAGUAAAAGGUCAUUGAAUUAAGGUUUUUUUUUAUGUCUGAAGCCACAUGCAUUGCAUUAUUGUACAUAGGAAAUUAAAUAUUUGCCAUGGAAAUUAGCCAGUAUAGUCUUUUUUUUUUGGUGCAGGAAGAAUAGAAUGCUGUAUUUGUCAUGCAAAGAUAUUUGUCAGGGAUCCUUUAUUUUGUUAGAAUAGGUUAACUCUUCGGAGGGAAAAAAAAAACUUUACAUGCCAAAUGUAAAAUGAUGUCCUUCCAAGGGUGUUCAUCGCAUUUUGAUUUUUUAUAUUACAUUUAUUUAUGAAUAUCAUGCAGACAUGCACUCAGUGGCCAGUUAAUUAGGUACACCUGCUUGUUAUUGUGUGGCUAAGCGCUACAGCAGCCAGGCUGUGUGAUUCUCAAGCCCUACAGUUCUUUCUGUGAAAACACCUUGUCAAUGAGGUUGGAGGAGAACAGCCAGACUUGUUAACGGUAACAGGAAAUAGGAUACCUGUGAAUCUACAACACUCCAACUUAAGGGUACGAUCUCUCCAAACGAGAUUCUGAAGACAAAAAGCACUCCUAUCUGAUACUAUAUUGAGGUACCUAACAAAGUGGACACUGAGUGCAUUGGUUAUCAAUGAUUUAUUUAUAAUUUAACACAUUUAAAGUGAUUUUGAAAGCUUUUGUGAAAGUAGCUUUGGCUAGUUUAGGUUGGUUUACUGAAUGCUAGUUGACCUGCGGGGGCUGCAUUCAGCAGCACCUCUGAGCCUGGAGUUUGGCCGAUUUCAGCCCUCUGGAAACAUCAGUCAUACAGGUCUGUGAGCCAUUACACACUGUAACCCAUGCAGCCUUCGAGAUGGCCUUGGCACCUUUGGCCCAAGAAAUGACCACUCCUAUUGUGUGGUGCUUUGAACAAGACAUGGAAUAUUUCUCAUACUAAGAGCAGUAAGUUACAUUUAAAAAAUGUUACUAGGGUGGGAGCAUGUAGCAUGUAAUGUGUGUUAUUCUGAAAAUGAAAAAGGGAUGUUCAUUUUUGCAUUUUUCGUCACUUCGAUACUAAUAUUUGACCCCAUUGAGGUUAUUGCGUUGUAAUGGCAUAGACUGUUAAAAUAUUUUAUAAAAGCUUCAGCGUAUUAAUAAAAGCUUGACUUUUUGUCGAUG
Messenger RNA from Paramormyrops kingsleyae, 3875 nucleotides. RefSeq names its product protein disulfide-isomerase TMX3-like. Gene Ontology annotation, cellular component: cell surface; endoplasmic reticulum. NCBI's taxonomy places the organism in Eukaryota, Metazoa, Chordata, Actinopteri, Osteoglossiformes, Mormyridae. The record is from RefSeq and is a predicted model, not a curated record.